Capsicum annuum is the source of this 1465-nucleotide messenger RNA. RefSeq lists its product as uncharacterized. Bases 661 to 1086 code for a protein of 141 amino acids. The transcript is spliced from 2 exons. NCBI's taxonomy places the organism in Eukaryota, Viridiplantae, Streptophyta, Magnoliopsida, Solanales, Solanaceae. The record is from RefSeq and is a predicted model, not a curated record.
AUAGAAUUGUCAGAAUUGUCUAUAUACAAUGAACAAUCUAGAUAUUUUGUACAAGUUCCUUAGAAAUUCAAUAAAUUUUUUCAUUUUCCUUUUUCCCUGUAUAUUUCUCUAUUUGUUCCUUGAGCUCUCAAUGUCGGAUUGAGCUUCCAUGCUUUAUUUUAACAAUGAACAAGUAAAACCUAUUUUUAGAGUUGCCCAUUUUCUUAAACCAACAAUACCCUUUACCAAAAAACUCCUCUUUUGUCCGUUCAAGAUCCAAAGUUACUUGUUGUUCUUCACCAAAGGUUCUAUUUAGAGGUGGUUCUACAUACAUACAAGAUGGUUUAAAUGGGUGAAUGAGUUAAAACCUUUACACCAAGAGAUAUGGAAAAAAGCUAGUCUUUGAAUCCUUUAUAGCUUCAACAUUUAAGAUUUAUAAGCACAAUGAUUUGAUUAUUAUGCUAGCAGAGCAAUGGUGUAUAGAGACUAAUACAUUCAUCUUGCCAUAGGGAUAAGGAACUAUUUCUUUUGAGGAUAUGGUAGUUUUCGUUGUUUUUUUGUUUUAGGACACUCUGUGUUGGAACCUGGCAAAACUAAAGAUUCUGUUGAAAUUGAAAAAGGGUUUGUGAGUCUUAUCAUAUUAUCAUAAAAGGGAAGGUGAAUGAUUAUCAUCAUGCCUGGAUGGAGUAUCUUGAUGGCAGAGUUGACCAUUUGGAGCAUGUUGCAUUUUUGGCCCUUUGGUUGUCUAGGAAGAAGCUCAUGAAGAAAAAAAUUAUUGUGCCUAGUAGCACCCAAAGCCAAUCUUCUUCAGUUUCGAAUGAUGGAACUGCCAGAGAAAGGGAGACUCGGGUGAAAUCAAAACUACUAAGCAAAAUACUUGAGGCUUCAAAUGGAAAGUCAGGUAAAGAUGGAAAUGAGCCAUAUAUAGUUAAGGAAAUGGUGCCACUAGAGAGCAAGGAUAACAAUAACAAAGGUGGUUACAAGCUCAACUUACUUGAUAGUGCCGAACUUGCAAGUGGAGGACCAAAUGUAGGCAGGAAAGGUGGUAAUAAUGAAGAACUUUUAAGUAUUGGUCUUGCUAAAACUUUGCAAAUGAGCAAAGCUUGAGAGGAUGAACUGAAGGUAACACAGCAAAGUAUACCAACAUAACUAAAGAAAAUAUGCAGACGGUGAACAUUAAAAACCAUGAAAAACAGGAGUAGAAGAUUUGAAAUGAUCGAUAUUCUAAAACUUGGGAUGAGGACUAGAAACCUUGAAAACAUCAGUGUUGGAAAGGUUGCAAGAUUCAGGACAAGGUGUAAACAAAAUAUAGUUAAACUACAGUGCAAAUGCUUCUCUUAUUAAGUCUUUGUUUUGUCCAUGAAGUAAAUAUUCUUCUUUAUUGCCUAGUUACUCAGAGAUACUCAGACAGUGCUUACUAGAUCAUUCAUCUAUAUAGGUCCCCUUGUAACUAUUUCAACUUUAGUGAAAUUUUUCACUUGAAUUA